Penicillium diatomitis is the source of this 2046-nucleotide messenger RNA. Its product is annotated as putative MFS transporter. Bases 1 to 2046 code for a protein of 681 amino acids. Gene Ontology annotation, molecular function: transmembrane transporter activity. Lineage: Eukaryota; Fungi; Ascomycota; Eurotiomycetes; Eurotiales; Aspergillaceae. The record is from RefSeq and is a predicted model, not a curated record. Gene Ontology annotation, biological process: transmembrane transport. The transcript is spliced from 4 exons.
AUGCCGGCCAAGUUCCAGCCGCCGACCACCCAUAAAUCGAGUAAUGCCCGCCACGCGCGCACGACCUCUUGGUCCAGUGGCUUUCGUCAUCUAGGUGCGUCGCAGACAUCCGGAGACUCACCCGACUCUGCAUACCCACAUCCAUCUCGACGUCGCCGCGAAUCGACGCAUUCCCUCGCCAGCGUCGACGAGGGCUUCUCUCCGCCUGAAUCUCCCCAUCUGCACGACCGUCCACACGACAGUGCCAAUGCUCACGACAUGCUGCGCAACACCUCGAUGGAUCACACGGCUCGCAAAAGUCAGCAUGUGCGCAGUCGUUCGCAAUCUCAAGGCGCAUCGGCGAUUCUAGCAGUGCAAGAGUCUGAACUGAACGCCGCCGAGGGCAUUCCUGUCCCCGUUGCGCCGCAGGCGGGCCCGGUGACGUGGAUGUCGUUACCGCGAAAGGGCCAAUUAAUCCUGCUCGGCCUCUGUCGGGUCUUUGAUUUUCUUCAGAUCGCCUCGCUCCAGGCUUACAUGUUUUACCAAUUAAAGUCCUUUGACGAAAAUCUCUCCGAUGCGGACGUGGCGACGCAAGCGGGAAUACUGCAGGGCGCAUUCACCGCGGCGCAAUUUGCGACCGCCAUACCAUGGGGUCGGGUCGCAGAUGCUGAAUGGGGUGGCCGUCGUUUUGUGCUGCUGGUAGGCCUCGUGGGAACGGCCAUCUCGUGCUUGGGAGUAGCAUUUGCGACAUCGUUUGCGCAGGCCGUCUUUUGGCGCUCAUUUGGUGGCGCUAUCAAUGGAACCGUCGGUAUCAUUCGGACGAUGAUUGCGGAAAACGUCAAGGAGAAGAAAUACCAUUCACGUGCUUUUUUGAUUUUGCCCGUUGGUUUCAACGUUGCGUCUCUCUUUGGUCCUGUCAUGGGCGGUUUGCUGGCUGAUCCAGUCAGAAGCUAUCCCCGUCUGUUUGGGCCCAAUUCCUCCUUUGGCGGUGAAACCGGAGUACAAUGGCUUGUCAAGUAUCCCUAUGCUUUGCCCAUGCUGGCCAAUUUUUUCUUCAUGUCCAGCUGUGCCGCUCUGGUGGGCUACGGUCUAGAGGAGACUCUUCUCUCCUGCAAAGGGAAGCCUGGUCUUGGAUCCGCCGCGCUGAAGCUUCUUGCGCGCAGUGUAAGAACCGUCCUCGGAAAAUCUUCUCCGCUAUACUCCAGGCUUCCUCUUCACGAGUACGACGAGGAUGGCCCUUUGCUCGGGCGGCACACGGAUCGCUCCGAGAGCUACGAGAUGGAGGAGAAAGCGUCGCGACCCGGGAGUGUCAAGCGUACCCUGCCAUUCCGCAGGAUCUGGACAAAGAACGUGCUGUGUACUCUUGUGGCGCAGGCGUUCUUCGACUUUCAAAUGGGAGCUUUCAAUAAUCUAUGGCUACUUUUCCUGUCGACACCGCGUUAUGAUCCGAACGACCCGAACAGUCCCCCUCGAAGCCUGCCGUUCAUCUUCACCGGUGGUUUGGGCAUGCUGCCUCAAAGUGUCGGAUUCGCAACCUCGAUACUCGGCAUGAUCGGUAUGCUUCUGCAGUUCACCAUCUAUCCAUCGAUUAACGGCCGCUUGGGUACAGCCAAAAGUUAUCAGUACUUCCUCGCGCUGUUCCCUCUGGCUUACGCCCUAGCCCCCUAUAUGUCCCUUGCGCCGUCCACCACACCACCCCCCGGUCAGGCAAAUGGACCCUGGGUCUGGUUCUGGAUCAUCGUUGUGCUUCUCCUCCAGGUUACUGCUCGAACAUUCACUCUGCCGACCUCUAUCAUUCUACUCAAUAACUGUUCCCCGCAUCCUUCGGUGCUGGGCACAAUGCAUGGCAUCGGUCAAUCUGUGUCGUCUGCCUUCCGCACCAUCGGUCCCAUAUUCUCCGGUGCUUGGUAUGGCUAUGGAUUGGAAAUAGGUACCAUUGGAUUUGCCUGGUGGCUUGUGGCUCUUGUGUCGGUCCUUGGCUGUGUGGCCGCCAUAUUUGUAUAUGAAGGCUCAGGUCAUGAAAUCUAUCUCCCGGGGGAGGAAGAUGAAUUAGAGCACGGCCAUUGA